Salmo salar (Atlantic salmon) is the source of this 1032-nucleotide messenger RNA. It is a transcript of the gene hsd17b8, whose product is annotated as hydroxysteroid (17-beta) dehydrogenase 8. Gene Ontology annotation, molecular function: oxidoreductase activity, acting on the CH-OH group of donors, NAD or NADP as acceptor; quinone binding. Gene Ontology annotation, biological process: fatty acid biosynthetic process. NCBI's taxonomy places the organism in Eukaryota, Metazoa, Chordata, Actinopteri, Salmoniformes, Salmonidae. The record is from RefSeq and is a predicted model, not a curated record.
CAAAACCUGUCCUGUGGCACCAUCUCCUGGAUCAAGAGAGAACGACUCGCUCUUCAACGACAACCAUCAUGGCGGCCACCACACGGCUCAUAUCAAGGUUGACAGUUGUCACGGGAGGGGGUAGUGGGAUUGGUCGAGCCGUAUGCCAGCGAUUUGCCUCCGAGGGUGCCACGGUGGUGGUCGCUGACAUCAGCGAGGAGUCAGCCAAUCAGACCCUGGGCAGCCUGAACCAUGACCACAAAGGCCAGAACCACAUGGCGUCUGCUGUGGAUGUUUCAUCAAGGGAGAGUGUAGAGAAGCUACUCACAAGCAUACAGUGUCGGUACUUCCAGCCUCCCUCAGUAUGUGUGAAUGCUGCAGGGAUCACUCGGGAUGAGUUCCUCCUGAAAAUGGAGGAUGAGGACUUUGACAAGGUUAUCCAAGUCAACCUAAAGGGUACAUUCCUCCUGACUCAGGCUGUUGGCAAGGCUCUGGUUGCCUGUGGAGCUCCUAAAGGCUCCAUUAUUACCGUGGGCAGCAUUGUGGGCAAGGUGGGCAAUAUUGGACAGGCAAACUACUCUGCUUCCAAAGCAGGUGUGGAGGGCCUUACCAGAACUGCAGCCAAGGAGCUGAGCAGAUAUGGGAUCCGGUGUAACUGUGUGCUUCCAGGGUUUAUAACCACACCCAUGACUGAUAAAGUACCAGAGAAAGUAAUCAGUCAGCUUACGUCCAUGGUGCCACUGGGGAGGAUGGGAGAGCCUUCAGAGGUAGCUGAUGUAUGUGCCUUUCUGGCUUCUGAUGACUCUCGCUACAUCACCGGAACCAGUAUUGAAGUAACAGGAGGCCUUUUCAUUGGCUGAGACAACUUUCCAUCAUCCUCAUUAAGACCAAUGAGGCAAGUUCCCAUCUAGGUCCAGGAAUUGAAUAUUGAUUCAACGUUCACAUUUUGCCUUCACUUGUAAUAAUACAACUGAUUGGGGAUUAAUUUUAUUUUGUAAAUCUAGUCAAUAUGUACAAGGUAAAUAUGCAAUAAAUGAAAACCGAUGUUUGUAA